Messenger RNA from Mesorhabditis belari, 1452 nucleotides. The record is from the annotation of a GenBank genome assembly. Lineage: Eukaryota; Metazoa; Nematoda; Chromadorea; Rhabditida; Rhabditidae.
AUGCAACGUCUCGAUUGCCACGUUAAGGAGUACGCAUGGGGGAAAAAGGGUGAAGAGAGUGAGGUGGCGACUCUCUUUGCCGCCGGUCAUCCGGAAUUUUUCGUCGAAAGAACGAAUCCAUAUGCGGAGUUAUGGAUGGGCACUCAUCCCGAUGGACCGGCACGAAUUGCAUCCACGAAACAACUCUUAUCAUCUUUCAUCGCGAAAUCCUACUCAUCGCAAAUGCUCUUCAACAAUAAUUUGAGAAAAGACAUUCAUUUGCCGUUUAUAAUGAAAGUGAUGAGCAUCGCGAAGACUCUGUCCCUUCAAGUACAUCCGACAAAGGAACAAGCCGAGCGAUUGCACGAGUCGGACCCGGUUCACUAUCCGGACAGACAUCACAAGCCCGAACUCGCCUACGCACUCACCCAAUUCGAACUGUUGUGCGGUUUUCGGCCAGCUCGCGAGAUUGUCGCAAAUCUGCGCGCGUUUCCAGCGCUUAAAUAUUUGAUGGGCGUACAAAACAGCGAAAAACUGAUUGAGAUUAUUGAAUCGGGUGCCGAUCCGCGAAGCAACAAGUGCAAGUCCCGUUUGGCCGCCUGUUUCGCUUAUCAGCUUGCGCAGCCAAAAGAUCGAGUCGAGGAUUUUGUCGAUGAGCUUCUCGCAUCAAUCUCACGUGGAGCUCGUGGCUGUCUCACCGAGUCCACCGUCAGUGUGAUCAAGAAAAUGUCAGUGGAUUUCCCGGGAGACGUCGGCAUUUUCGCGCCACUCUACCUCAAUCACAUGGUCCUCCAACCGGGCCAAUGCUGCUACUAUGCAUCGCAAGAGUUGCAUGCUUAUUUAAGCGGAGAAUGCGUGGAAUGUGUGGGCUGUUCGAAUAACACGAUUCGCGCCGCGCUCACCCCGAAAUUCAUCGAUCACGACGCGCUCAUCGAGGCGCUCAACUAUCAGAUGACCGAACCGGAGGACUAUUUGGUGCCCGCUCAACGACUCCCAACUCAUCCAAUUGUUGACGAGUACGCGCCCGAUUGCAAAGAUUUCCAACUGCACAGAAUCAGGAUAGAAACCUGCACCCAGACACCGGCUCCAUUACCACAGCUCGAAUGCGCCUCGAUUAUGGUCGUUGUGAAAGGCACCGCAAUAAUGGACGAGAUGCAACCGGGCGCAAGCGGUGAAGCGUUGGGCAAAAACGAACGACGAAUGGUCAGAAGGGGUGACAUCAUCUACAUCGCGGCCGAUCGCCGACUCGCCUUUGUGCACUGUUCAGAGGAUCUCGAAGCGUACAGAACGUUUUCUUACGAGAUUGGCCCUGAUCACGAGAUCGCGGCACCGGACUCAAUUCUUCUCUCAAGUCCAUCGCAGAAAAUCUCGCCAGUUCCGUCGAAGGCCAUCCUGACCACAAUUGAAAAGAAACUCGAUCGCAACGACUCGGGCAUCGUUUUCGAGGUCGAAUCGGAGAUUGACGGUUUUUGU